UCAUUCAGACAUAAUCUCAAUCCUCUGCAUAUUCUUUUAUUCAUAAAUCUGUGUCUGAGUUGCUUUGUCUUGACGGAUAGGUAGUUCUGGUAUUUGAGACGCUGCUAAGGUUUUAUGUUAGAAUGAUGAGAAUAAUGGGGUUGAGAGCAGUUUUUGUUUGGUGCGUAUGGUUAGGGUUGAUAGAGCUUUCAGUAGGAGGAAGGGUGAGGCACUACAAGUUUGAUGUGGAGUACAUCAUCAAAAAACCAGAUUGCUUAGAACACGUUGUGAUGGGAAUCAACGGCCAGUUUCCAGGGCCAACCAUUAGGGCUGAAGUUGGUGACACUCUUAACAUUGNUCUCACCAACAAGCUCUUCACUGAGGGAACUGUUAUUCACUGGCAUGGAAUCAGACAGGUUGGAACUCCCUGGGCAGAUGGAACUGCUGCAAUUUCACAGUGUGCUAUAAAUCCAGGAGAAACUUUUAACUACAGGUUUAUAGUUGACAAGCCUGGAACAUACUUUUAUCAUGGACACCAUGGUAUGCAAAGAGCAGCAGGUUUGUAUGGUUCACUGAUAGUGGAUUUGCCAAAAGGGCAAAACGAAUCGUUUCAUUAUGAUGGUGAGUUCAACCUUCUUCUAAGUGAUUUGUGGCACAUCAGCUCACAUGAACAAGAAGUUGGACUCUCCUCAAAACCAUUAAAAUGGAUUGGUGAACCUCAGACUCUGUUGAUAAAUGGAAGGGGACAAUUCAAUUGUUCUCUGGAAGCUAAAUUCAGAAACACCACUCUACCAGAGUGCCAAUUUAAAGGUGGUGAAGAAUGUGCCCCUCAAAUUCUUCAUGUGGAGCCAAACAAGACCUACAGAAUUAGGGUUGCCAGUACCACUUCCCUAGCUGCACUCAACUUAGCCAUUUCGGAUCACAAACUUGUUGUGGUGGAAGCUGAUGGAAACUAUGUAACACCAUUUGUGGUUGAUGACAUGGAUAUUUACUCAGGUGAGACCUAUUCGGUUCUCCUUCGUACAGAUCAAGAUCCAAACAAAAACUAUUGGCUUUCAAUUGGAGUCAGAGGAAGAAAACCUAACACCACACAAGGCUUAACCAUUCUAAACUACAAGACAAUUUCUGCUUCAGUUUUGCCAACUUCUCCUCCACCCAUCACACCCCUUUGGAAUGAUUUUGAACGUAGCAAAGCAUUCACUAAGAAAAUCAUAGCCAAGAUGGGAACUCCACAACCUCCAAAACGUUCUGAUCGUACAAUUUUCCUUCUCAACACC
Molecule: messenger RNA, 1256 nt
Organism: Vigna radiata var. radiata (mung bean)
Lineage: Eukaryota; Viridiplantae; Streptophyta; Magnoliopsida; Fabales; Fabaceae
Product: L-ascorbate oxidase-like
Exons: 5
Cellular component (GO): plasmodesma; extracellular region
Molecular function (GO): copper ion binding; oxidoreductase activity
Source: RefSeq, a predicted model, not a curated record